GACAAUUUUAAGAGCAGCACGCAAUUUUUAACAAGUUUUUAAUGACCUGAUUUACGGGAAGGUUCCUAACGUGAAAAAACUGCGACAGAUGAACAGCAUUCUUAACAAUCACUACUUUAAAGAAAGGAUUUUGAACAAAGAUUAUCCGAGUCUGAGUGAAAAACAACAGCUGGCUGAAAAUAUUUUGAAAUCCUUUCCCCAGCUCGAAAAGACCAAGGCCUCUCCUGACGAUCCUAUCGAGUCGUUUUUCUUUUGGAAAAAUGGAGGCGAAAAAAAGGGACCUCACACAGGAAUUAUUGAGUGGAAAAUUGGAAAUCUUCGCGGGAAAGUGGAGAAAAAUAAUAGGAAGUUUCUUCGUCCUCCAAAAAGUCUGCCAGAUCCCUGUGAACAUUUGAUGGACGACGCCGAACUCAUUGCGGCGUUGCGGCCGAAUAACCAACACAUGAAACAAAUUUGUGACGGAAUGGCAAAAUGCCAUCCGCAUUUUGCCUUUUUGGUACAACAGGGAAAAUCACUAUCAGACAUUGUCACAGUUUUCCCGCACAUCGUUUCAUACAACGGCCUUGUUAUUAGCAUGUUCGUGUGCGGAUAUCGAUGUGUGUCUGUAAAUAAAAAAACAUAA
Messenger RNA from Culex pipiens pallens (northern house mosquito), 622 nucleotides. RefSeq lists its product as uncharacterized. The record is from RefSeq and is a predicted model, not a curated record. The transcript is spliced from 4 exons. NCBI's taxonomy places the organism in Eukaryota, Metazoa, Arthropoda, Insecta, Diptera, Culicidae. The coding region runs from base 89 to 622 and encodes 177 amino acids.